UCAGCCUUAAUUCUUUGGAUGCAUGAAAUUGGUUUUUCCUUUUUUGAGGGGGAAAGAAAAAGAUCUUACAUACUAUUUUGGGAAUAAUAAUACUUUCUGUAAUUUGUGCAAUAGAAAACACUCCAUUUUCGGGGGAUUCUCGUAAUCCCGUUGGAUUCACGAGACACCAGGACUGAACUCAACUAACCCAGUCUUUAUUUCACUAUAAUCAUCACGCUUCUCACGCCCUUUUUUCCUCUCUUUCUUCAUCUUCUUCACAUGCACUAAUACUCUAUGACAGAUUUUCAACAUUUGUAUCAAGUGAGUUCUUUGUGAUAACUUCUUCAAGUCUGCAUUCGUUGUUCAUUCUGAUUAUAGUAAAUUUGACGAUCAUUUGGUGAACUUUUCUAGGAUUUUACAUAGAAAUGGAAGCCUGUUCCCCUACCAUGAAACCUAAGGUUCUAUCCAUACAAAGCAAUGGCGGUUUAAGCGAAAGAGAUAAUGGAUUUUGGGGAGAUAGUGUCAAAAGGAGAUCAAAAAACAAUCUUUUGGGGGCUCAGAUCUGGAAGAAGUCCCUUAGUGAAAAAAGGGUCAGAAAAUUUAAGCCUGGAGUGGCAUUCUCUGUUCUCACACGUGAUAUCAACAAAGAAUUGGCAGCAUUGGAAUCAUCAUUAUUUUUGGAAGAGAAUCCAAAGGCAGAUCCCAAGACUGUGGCCUCCAUAAUUCUUGGAGGAGGUGCAGGGACUCGCCUCUAUCCUCUUACCAGCAGAAGAGCAAAACCAGCUGUUCCUAUUGGGGGUUGUUAUCGGCUGAUUGAUGUGCCUAUGAGUAACUGCAUCAACAGUGGGAUUCGUAACAUUUUCAUUUUAACUCAGUACAAUUCCUUCUCCCUCAAUCGACAUCUUGCUCGGACGUAUAACUUUGGGAAUGGUAUGAAUUUCGGGGAUGGUUUUGUGGAGGUUCUGGCUGCCACUCAGACACCAGGGGACACAGGGAAGAGGUGGUUUCAAGGAACUGCAGAUGCUGUCCGACAGUUCAUAUGGGUUUUUGAGGAUGCCAAGCACAAAAAUGUUGAGCACAUAGUAAUUUUGUCUGGCGACCACCUUUACCGGAUGGACUACAUGGACUUUGUUCAGAAACAUAUAGAUACAAAUGCUGACAUUACAGUUUCUUGUGUGCCUAUGGAUGAUAGCCGAGCCUCAGACUAUGGGCUGAUGAAAAUUGAUGAAACAGGGCAGAUCAUUCAGUUUGCUGAGAAACCAAAGGGCUCUGCUCUGAAAGCGAUGCAAGUUGACACCUCUCUUCUGGGACUUCCUCAUCACGAGGCUACGAAAUUUCCUUACAUUGCAUCAAUGGGUGUUUACGUGUUCAGAACCGAUGUCUUACUGGACCUCCUGAAAUCAAAGUAUCCUUCUUGCAAUGACUUCGGCUCCGAGAUCAUUCCUUCAGCGGUGAAGGAUCACAAUGUUCAGGCAUAUCUAUUUAAUGACUACUGGGAGGACAUUGGAACCAUAAAGUCUUUCUUUGAUGCCAACUUGGCACUCACAGAACAGCAUCUGAAGUUUGAUCUUAACGACCCAAAGACCCCUUUCUACACAUCCCCAAGAUUCUUACCACCUACUAAAGUCGAAAAAUGCAGGAUAGUUGAUGCAAUAAUUUCACAUGGUUGCUUCUUGCGGGAGUGUAGCGUCCAACACUCAAUAGUAGGUGUGAGGUCACGCCUAGACUACGGUGUUGAGCUGAAGGAUACAAUGAUGAUGGGUGCAGACUACUAUCAGACAGAGUCCGAAAUUGCAUCUCUUCUGGCUGAGGGUAAGGUUCCCAUUGGCGUUGGACGUAAUACGAAAAUAAGUAAUUGUAUAAUCGACAAGAAUGCAAAGAUCGGAAAGGACGUCGUCAUUGCAAAUAAAGAUGGUGUUGAAGAGGCUGAGAGGGCAGAUGAAGGAUUUUACAUCAGAUCUGGGAUAGUAGUCCUACUGAAGAACACCACGAUUAAGGAUGGAACUGUCAUAUAAAACCAUAGUGACAUGCAGGUGGAUCCAGGACGGCAAGCUGGAACUGUUAUCUGCUUCAAUAGAAAUAGUUGUAUAUCAUUAGUUCCUCCUUUGUAUGUAUAAACCUAAGAAUAACUAGUUUGGGAUCAUCCUGCUUUUCCUAGUCAAAAUCCUAUGUCAAAACUACAGCACAAUUCUGAGUUUCUACGUCAUCCCACUAUACAAGGGUCUGUGCUUUCUUCAACUUUCCAACUUUCUCAAGACUUGCAUUCCAUAUCUUGGUAAGCUUUCGUGAUUGUUCUACAAUAACACUGGUUUUGGAAGGA
Molecule: messenger RNA, 2299 nt
Organism: Sesamum indicum (sesame)
Lineage: Eukaryota; Viridiplantae; Streptophyta; Magnoliopsida; Lamiales; Pedaliaceae
Product: glucose-1-phosphate adenylyltransferase large subunit 2, chloroplastic/amyloplastic
Biological process (GO): glycogen biosynthetic process
Molecular function (GO): glucose-1-phosphate adenylyltransferase activity
Source: RefSeq, a predicted model, not a curated record